AACCCAAUUACGUUUGGUCUUGGGAUUAGGUCUGAUAAGGCAGUAUGUAAAAUUGUUUGGGCUGAUUCGGUCCACAAUCCCGGGAGCUUCGACUGCGUGAGGGUGGUUCUACGCAGGCAACAUGAUCAAAUUAGCGUGGGCGGUGACGUGUCUGGUCGUCUGGGCGGGGGUGAGCCAAGUUUCAGUGGGCGUGAGGCUGGAAAAUGGGCGUUAUGAGGAUGUGGUGUUGGCUGUGGACCCAGCCAUGGGGACUGACGUCAUCUCGAUAACCGACCUGGAAAAAAAGGUCAAGACCCUGCUGCAGGCGACCUCCGACUCCCUCCACGCAGCCACAGAAGGCAGACUGUCCCUGGGGUCCGUCAGGGUCGUCAUCCCGCAGACAUGGAACGCCCCGGAUGACCUGCUGGAGGACCCUGUGGAAGGCGUCUCGUGGGGCUCCGCCGACAUCCGCCUGGAGGAGCCAGAGAAGGAUUACAGAGGGAAUUACGUGUCUCAUACGCCUCAUACGCUGCAGCCCGGCCAGUGCGGAGUCCCCGGUCGACACAUCACUAUCCACACGACUCUCCUGGACGCUGACUACGCGGAGGCGAACUACGGGUCACAAGGGGCCGUGAUGGCGCACGAGUGGGCGCACUUCCGCUGGGGAGUCAUGGAGGAGCACGGGUUCCCCGGGGACGGCGUCUUCCCCGUCCACUACUCGCGGGGAGGACAGGACGAGCUCCCGACAAGCUGUUUUGCCGGAGAUCUGGAAGGAAAAUUUGAGACUGAGAAGGGCGAGGCGUGUGACCCGGGCGCCGCGUCCCCCGCCUGCUACUUCCUGCCCAGCGGCUCCUCGACCAAUGGCUCGCUUAUGUAUCUGACUCAUCUGUCCGACGGCCAUUUCUGCAAGAGGAACACCCACAACCCGUGGGCGCCCACACCUCAGAAUAUUCACUGUGGGCGUCGGUCUGUUUGGGAAGUACUUGAGACCCACGACGAUUUCACACAGACAAGCGGAUCUCACGCAACUCCAGCGCAAGUGGCAGUCACUUUCCACAAGCCUCAAACACCAAGGAUUUUCUUGCUGUUCGAUCCUCCCCUUUCUGAGGAGAGCGCGGCCAUCAUAAGCGACUUGGUCAAAUCCAAAAUCCAGGAUCUUUCGAGGAAAUUCCAGUCGUUUGACGUAGGAAUGGCGACUUGCAGACUCGUCGGUGAAAAUGUUGAGCUUAUCAAGAAGCGAGAAUUUAGUCCUGUUGCCGACGUGAACAGCCUGGACGAGUUCAUGCCGGCAGUCAGCGAUCGAGAGUCGGACAAGACAGUGCCACUGGACAGGCUGUGGCUCAGCUGGUGCCAAACCUGGACGGACCACACUCCUGGCACUCUCCUGAUGGCACUCGUGUACAAUCACGUAUCGGGGGAAGAGGCGGCAGCGGUGGACAGCACCCUGCUGCAGGCGACCUCCGACUCCCUCCACGCAGCCACAGAAGGCAGACUGUCCCUGGGGUCCGUCAGGGUCGUCCUCCCGCAGACAUGGAACGCCCCGGAUGACCUGCUGGAGGACCCUGUGGAAGGCGUCUCGUGGGGCUCCGCCGACAUCCGCCUGGAGGAGCCAGAGAAGGAUUACAGAGGGAAUUACGUGUCUCAUACGCCUCAUACGCUGCAGCCCGGCCAGUGCGGAGUCCCCGGUCGACACAUCACUAUCCACACGACUCUCCUGGACGCUGACUACGCGGAGGCGAACUACGGGUCACAAGGGGCCGUGAUGGCGCACGAGUGGGCGCACUUCCGCUGGGGAGUCAUGGAGGAGCACGGGUUCCCCGGGGACGGCGUCUUCCCCGUCCACUACUCGCGGGGAGGACAGGACGAGCUCCCGACAAGCUGUUUUGCCGGAGAUCUGGAAGGAAAAUUUGAGACUGAGAAGGGCGAGGCGUGUGACCCGGGCGCCGCGUCCCCCGCCUGCUACUUCCUGCCCAGCGGCUCCUCGACCAAUGGCUCGCUUAUGUAUCUGACUCAUCUGUCCGACGGCCAUUUCUGCACGAGGAACACCCACAACCCGUGGGCGCCCACACCUCAGAAUGUUCACUGUGGGCGUCGGUCUGUUUGGGAAGUACUUGAGACCCACGACGAUUUCACACAGACAAGCGGAUCUCACGCAACUCCAGCGCAAGUGGCAGUCACUUUCCACAAGCCUCAAACACCAAGGAUUUUCUUGCUGUUCGAUCCUCCCCUUUCUGAGGAGAGCGCGGCCAUCAUAAGCGACUUGGUCAAAUCCAAAAUCCAGGAUCUUUCGAGGAAAUUCCAGUCGUUUGCCGUAGGAAUGGCGACUUGCAGACUCGUCGGUGAAAAUGUUGAGCUUAUCAAGAAGCGAGAAUUUAGUCCUGUUGCCGACGUGAACAGCCUGGACGAGUUCAUGCCGGCAGUCAGCGAUCGAGAGUCGAACAAGACAGUGCCACUGGGCCGGGCUGUGGCUCAGCUGGUGCCAACCUGGACGGACCACACUCCUGGCACUCUCCUGAUGGCACUCGUGUACAAUCACGUAUCGGGGGAAGAGGCGGCAGCGGUGGACAGCGAAAUCCUCCUGAAGAAGAAGGUCAAAAUGCUCCUCCUGGACGGCCUCGGGAACCUCGAGAACCUCCCCACCAUGGCGCCCCUUCUGCAGGAGACCGGCGGCCGCAUUUACAGCUCCUCGAACGCGACCGCUAAUAUAAUACAUCUGCUGGAAGACUUUGAAAGAUAUUUCAGUAGUUCCCACCUUGAUGAUCACAUUGUGUACGGUGUAUCUACAACAGAAAUCAAGAAUGGCAUUACUACCGUGGGAAAAAUUCAACUUGAUGCGCAAGGACUCUCCUAUCUCAACCUUGUGAUCAAAAUCGACUCCUUUGAUCCCGAGAAGUUCAAUGUCAUCUUGAGACACCCCGUUGCGUUCAGAGACAUUGCUUGCGGUUCGGAGGAUGCAGAGAAGUUCAAUUUCUUCUGCGGGAACUUUGAUGGGGGCAUUUAUGCCUCGUUUCAGACAACAGGAAUUGCCGGCUCCGAUGUCGGCUACGAGUUUAAGGUAUCGUCGACAUCGCAGCAGUCGCACGCUGCAACGGUGACCUGGAGUACGGUAGAAGACAUCGACAACCCCAUGGUAAGGUGUUUCCAGGUCAUGGUGUUGUGGUAG
This is a messenger RNA of Penaeus vannamei (Pacific white shrimp), 3142 nucleotides long. NCBI's taxonomy places the organism in Eukaryota, Metazoa, Arthropoda, Malacostraca, Decapoda, Penaeidae. The record is from RefSeq and is a predicted model, not a curated record.